Messenger RNA from Olea europaea var. sylvestris, 2670 nucleotides. Its product is annotated as auxin response factor 18-like. The transcript has 15 exons. Gene Ontology annotation, biological process: response to hormone; regulation of DNA-templated transcription. NCBI's taxonomy places the organism in Eukaryota, Viridiplantae, Streptophyta, Magnoliopsida, Lamiales, Oleaceae. Gene Ontology annotation, molecular function: protein binding; DNA binding. Gene Ontology annotation, cellular component: nucleus. The coding region runs from base 537 to 2357 and encodes 606 amino acids. The record is from RefSeq and is a predicted model, not a curated record.
UGCUAUCUAGUUUAAUGUGAAUAUAACUUCACUCUAUGUGCAGCAAUGCGAUAUUAAAUAAUUGGUUAAAUGAAGGGUGAUGAAAUUAUAACCUCAGCUAUACAUGUAUAUAGAAGCCAAGAGCGGUUUCGUACCUGAAAAUCGAGGGGGAAAAAGAGAAGGUAAAAAGGCAGCCUCUUCCUCCAUUACAAUUUACUAACUAGUUAUUACAUCCUUGGAAUCUGUUACACACUUGUACACAUUUAUAUAUACACAGAGAGAGAGAGAGAGAGAGAGAGAGAGAGGGAUAAUUAAGAGUUUUUAAUAAAGAGUGGGUUUUAUUGGGAUUAUAGAUUAUGAUGAUGUAAAAUUGGGUAGGUUGAAGUGAUUGGAAACAACUCCCAACAUCUUUCUUCUUUCUGUUGUGAGCUUUGGCAGCUUCAAACGAUGGCAAACUCUCAAAAUGCAGAAUUCACCGAUCAGCAGUUGAAGAAGCAAAUUCUUCAUAUGAAAGUGGUGAUUUGUAUACAGCUCUAUGGAAGGCUUGUGCAGGACCUAUGGUGAAUGUUCCUUGUACUGGAGAAAGAGUUUACUAUUUUCCUCAGGGUCACUUAGAACAAUUGCAGGCAUCUACUAAUCAAGAGUCGAAUAAACAAAUCCCAAGGUUCAAUCUUCCCUCAAAGAUCCUUUGUCAUGUUUUUCAUAUUCAAUUACGGGCUGAACCUGAAACAGAUGAAGUUUACACCCAGAUCACAUUACACCCUGAACCAGACCAAACUGAGCCCACGAGUCCUGAUCCAUGCCCUCCUGAUCCACCAAAGCAAAAUGUUCGCUCUUUUUGUAAGAUUUUGACGGCAUCUGACAGAAGUACACAUGGAGGGCUCUCGAUUCUUCGAAGGGACGCCAAUGAAUGUCUCCCUCCAUUGGAUAUGACUCAAGCAACCCCGAGCCAGGAUUUGGUUGCAAAGGAUCUUCAUGGUUAUGAGUGGCGAUUUAGGCAUAUAUUCAGAGGUCAACCACGGAGACACUUACUGACAACGGGCUGGAGCACAUUUGUCGCCUCUAAGAGAUUAGUUGCAGGCGAUGCUUUCGUUUUCUUGAGCGGUGAUAAUGGAGAAUUAAGAGUCGGUGUUCGGCGUCUAGCUCGACAGCAAAGCCCCAUCCCGCCUUCUAUUAUUUCCAGCGAAAGCAUGCAUCUUGGAGUUCUUGCUUCUGCAUCGCAUGCCAUUACCACAAAAACACUAUUUGUGGUGUAUUACAAGCCAAGGGCAAGCCAAUUCAUCAUUGGGAUGAACAAAUAUUUAGAGGCUGUACGACAUAAAUUUACUGUGGGCAUGCAUUUUAAGAUGAGAUUCAAAGAAGUAGAAUCUCGUGAGAAAAGGUCGACUGGCACCAUAAUUGGUGUUGGAGAUAUCUCACCACAUUGGAAAGAUUCUAACUGGCGGUCUUUGAAGAUACAAUGGGAUGAACCUGGAACCGAGCGGUGGUCACAGAGGGUCUCGCCAUGGGAGAUAGAGCCGUUUGUUGCUUCUGCUUCUAUUGACAUCGCACAACCUGCUACAAAGAACAAAAUACCUCGACUUCUUGAUCGGCAUCCAUCAGGAACUACUAAUACUACUACAUCGUCUUGGGGAAUGUGGGCACCUACUUCUGUCAGGAAUGAUUCUCCAAACCUGUUUCGCGAAUCAGAAUACAGUAAAAAUGCAUCUGUACUAUCUAUUCUUUCUGAUUAUAACUCUCCCGUCUCAUCAAGGACAGAUAAGGAUCAUUUUCUUGAUCAAGUUGAUAAAAGUAAGAAGGUCGAGACUACUUCAGCAUGUCGUUUAUUUGGCAUUGAUUUAAGGAAUAAUGCAAACAAUAUUUCGCGGGUCGAGAAGGAAGUGACAGUUCCAAAUAUCACUUCAAAAUGUGCUAAUGGUGUUGAUACGAUGAACAAUAGGGAUGUUUUGAAAUUCUCCGAAGAAAGAAAACAUGUAUUUGAGGUUUUGCCUAAUGAUACUCAAAGAAAGCAGAUCUCCAUCACAUCUACGAGAACCCGUACCAAGGUACAAAUGGAAGGGAUUUCCGUCGGACGUGCUGUCAAUUUGAGUGCAUUAGAAGGUUAUGAUGACCUUAUCACUGAGCUGGAGAAAAUGUUCGAGAUUAAGGGGGGGCUUCGCCCGAUAAAUAAAUGGGUCAUAAUUUACACUGACAACGAGGGCGAUGUCAUGCUUGUCGGCGAUGAUCCAUGGCCGAAGUUCUGUAAGAGAGUAAAGAAAAUUUGCAUCUAUUCGCGUGAGGAAGUGAAGAAGAUGAAUCCUAGAUGCUUGUCCUCUACUGCUUGUGCUGGUGAAGGCACUGCAAGAAGCUUAGAUUCAGAGCCAAAACUUGCAGAAUAGAAAAUUUUCAGAAUUGGGGUUACAAAAUAUGGGAGCUGAGCUUGCUCAUUAGGCAGCAGAAGUAGACAAAGUAUACUAGGAUUAACGGGUAAAGAAAUAUUAAUUACAAUUGUAUCGUCCAGAAUACUGUGUAUGAAACGAGCUUUGCGGUGGAGUCGUAAACAUGGUUGUGGGAUGGGGAGGUAGGGUAGGGUGAUUUUGUCUUCUUGAUAGCUGAUCUCAAUAUGUAGUAAAAGUCAUACACUUGUUUGUUAGAAACUUUAGUAUCAGUUUCUGACAUUAUUUGAAGCGAAAUAAUUUUUGGAAAAAAAGU